Messenger RNA from Penicillium lagena, 312 nucleotides. RefSeq lists its product as uncharacterized. The coding region runs from base 1 to 312 and encodes 103 amino acids. The transcript has a single exon. Lineage: Eukaryota; Fungi; Ascomycota; Eurotiomycetes; Eurotiales; Aspergillaceae. The record is from RefSeq and is a predicted model, not a curated record.
AUGAGCAAUCUUGCAAACCUGUGGACUGGAUCUCCGUCAGCACCGAAAACGAACGGCUUCUGCUGCUCCCAUUUUGCCGAUCCCCUUGCCGCCACCCAUAAGCCCGCCCCUGGCCCGCGGAGAUUUUCUACGGAUCUGCGUCAGGGUCUAGCCAGUCAGCGCGCUGACCUGGCUUGUUCGCCACCAACGUUACCUUUUCCGGUCAGGGGCGACGGCGAGUCAGGCACCAACCGGUACGCGCUCGUCUCUGGUUCCGAAACGCCGUGGUUUCGAGUUUGUUUGAGAAUAUUGUCAGAGAGAUCAAGAGUGUGA